CACACGAGAGGAAUUGAACGUGUGGCACCAUUUUUAUCGACGCACAGUCUGUAGUUAAUGGAUUGAAAGAAGAGAACACAAAUAUUUAAUUAAUAUUUAGCAGCUUUUACAGCUGAACCCGAAGUUAAAGCUGGAAGGAGGCAGCGGAUCGCAGAUAUGCACGCAGCAGGAUGGAUUCUAUGUAACUCAAAUGCAACGUGAUGAGAUAACGAUGAAGAUGAUGAUGGCCCAGGGCGAGAAAGAUCCGAAACAUACCAACCAAGUCGUACUGGUCAAGAGAAUUAUAAUGAAGAAUGAUAACCCAGUGCCGCAGGGAAUCGGGAAGCCCAGCGUGUAUCACGCUGUUGUGGUCAUCUUCCUGGAGUUCUUCGCCUGGGGUCUCCUCACAACGCCAAUGCUUACUGUUUUACAUGAAACAUUCCCUAAACACACCUUCCUAAUAAAUGGCCUGAUUCAGGGAGUGAAGGGUCUGUUGUCGUUCAUGAGCGCUCCACUGAUUGGCGCUCUUUCAGAUGUUUGGGGCAGACGAUCGUUUCUGUUGGUCACUGUGUUCUUCACGUGUGCUCCAAUUCCCCUCAUGAGACUCAGUCCGUGGUGGUACUUCGCCAUGAUAUCCAUGUCUGGCGCUUUUUCUGUCACGUUCUCUGUGAUCUUUGCUUACAUCGCAGACGUGACGGAUGUACACGAGAGGAGUACGGCGUAUGGACUCGUUUCCGCGACGUUUGCAGCAAGUCUGGUGACGAGUCCUGCCAUCGGCGCGUACCUCUCGGCCAGUUACGGUGAUAAUCUGGUGGUGCUGUUGGCGACGCUCAUCGCUCUGGCCGACAUCUGCUUCAUACUGCUGGCCGUCCCAGAGUCUCUACCGGAUAAAAUGAGACUCAACACAUGGGGAGCGCCCAUAUCCUGGGAACAGGCCGACCCAUUCGCUUCUUUGCGUAAAGUCGGGCAGGACACGACAGUUCUUCUCAUCUGUAUAACAGUGUUUUUGUCGUACCUCCCCGAGGCGGGGCAGUACUCCAGCUUCUUCCUCUACUUGCGUCAGGUCGUUAACUUCACACCCAAAACGAUCGCCGUGUUCAUCGGCGUGGUGGGAAUCCUCUCCAUCGUGGCUCAGACGCUGUUUCUCACUUUAUUAAUGAGGACUAUCGGAAACAAGAACACGGUUCUGUUGGGUUUGGGCUUCCAGAUUCUGCAGCUGGCCUGGUACGGUUUAGGAUCAGAGCCGUGGAUGAUGUGGGCGGCCGGUGCGGUGGCAGCCAUGUCUAGCAUAACAUUCCCAGCAGUGAGCACUUUAGUGUCACGCAAUGCAGAUCCAGAUAAACAGGGACUGGUUCAGGGAAUGAUAACCGGCAUUCGAGGUCUCUGCAACGGUUUGGGUCCCGCGCUGUAUGGCUUCAUUUUCUUCCUCUUUAACGUAGAGCUGAGCGGGAUUACGUCGAUCGAACCCGACUAUGCAAUCCCCCUAAAGACCCCUACUGAGAAGUCAAUAAUCCCUGGUCCGCCGUUCCUCCUUGGCGCUUGCACGGUGGUAGUUGCGUUUAUAGUCGCUCUGUUCAUUCCAGACGACCCAACACCGCCAGCGACGCCCUGCCAAAGCCGUAAGACCAGCGGGAGUCUGGCAGGUGCCCACACUAACACCCUGCUGCCAGGGAGCGAUGAAGACUUCGAACCUCUGCUGGAGGACAGCAAUGUGUGACUGAUUCCUGAAGCGAAAUGACAUUUGGAAUAGCGAAAUGAAAGCAUCAACACAUCACAAACCCUCCCCCAUUCAGCGACUAACAUUUGGGAGCGUGCAGUAUUUAUUUAGUCUGUUUUAUUCUGAUUUAUAUCGGUUAUAAACCGAUAUCGCUUUAAUUGAGGAUUUGUACUUUGUUCUACUUUAAAUACACAACUGAAUCAAUACACUAAGGGCUUGAUAACUGGGAUCAGAUACGCUGUAGUGCAAACGGAGUUGCGUUCUGGUUGGUUCUCGAGGAACUUCGGUUUGAUUCUGGAGUUAUAAUGCGGAGCUCUUCAUGUAUUUAGAUCUUUGGGCAAAGUGCAGUAAAUGUGUGUUGUUGAUGGAGCUCGUGGUGACUUGAAGCUUAUUGUAGUUGGAUGAGAUGCUGUUGUUUCUGUACACAAGCCUUAAAGUCACAUAUCCUGAGUGGUAUGAAAAGGUUUGAAUAGAUUAGAAAUGCAUCCGGGUUGCAAGUGCAUGAUGAGUAUUUGUGGGGAUCCAAACCAAGACACUAGAGCACCUGAUGUUUGUUAUUAAAGCUGACAUAGUUAUUUAGGCCAGUUAUUAUCAAAUGGACACAGAUUGAUUGUGAAGGUGUGUGAAAUGUGUGCGUGAGAAGGUACAAAUUCUAUGCAGCAGUGUAGGGAAAAGUCUAAAUCUUUUGUCUCAAGCUACAGUAUAAAGUCAACAUGAAAUCCAAAUUGACCCUAUUUACUAUAUCGGUUUUACAGAUUAAUCUGUGCUGAUAGUUGCUUUUUUUAUUAUCGGUUAUCGGGAAAAAAAAAUCAAUGCCGAUAGUUGCCGAUAGUUCUUUUAUUCCUCCUUGUUUCCCUCCAUUAUAGUUACUUUUUUGACCAUCGGUUAUCGGCAAAAAUCGAUGCCGAUAGAUGCCAAUAGUUUUUUUAUUCCUCCUUGUUUUCCUCCAUGAUAGUUACUUUUUUAUUAUCGGUUAUCGGGAAAAAAAAUCAGUGCCGAUAGUUGCCGAUAGUUUUUUUUAUUCCUCCAUGUUUUCCUCCACGAUAGUUGCUUUUUUUAUUAUCGGUUAUUGGAAAAAAAAUCGUUGCCGAUAGUUUUUUUAUUCCUCCAUGUUUUCCUCCACGAUAGUUGCUUUUUUUAUUAUCGGUUAUCGGAAAAAAAAUCAGUGCCGAUAGAUGCCGAUAGUUUUUUUUAUUCCUCCAUGUUUUCCUCCACGAUAGUUGCUUUUUUUAUUAUCGGUUAUCGGAAAAAAAAUCAAUGCCGAUAGUUGCCGAUAGUUUUUUUUAUUCCUCCUUGUUUUCCUCCAUGAUAGUUGCUUUUUUUAUUAUCGGUUAUCGGAAAAAAAAUCAGUGCCGAUAGAUGCCGAUAGUUUUUUUUAUUCCUCCAUGUUUUCCUCCACGAUAGUUGCUUUUUUUAUUAUCGGUUAUCGGAAAAAAAAUCAGUGCCGAUAGAUGCCGAUAGUUUUUUUUAUUCCUCCAUGUUUUCCUCCACGAUAGUUGCUUUUUUUAUUAUCGGUUAUCGGAAAAAAAAUCAAUGCCGAUAGUUGCCGAUAGUUUUUUUUAUUCCUCCAUGUUUUCCUCCACGAUAGUUGCUUUUUUUAUUAUCGGUUAUUGGAAAAAAAAUCGUUGCCGAUAGUUUUUUUUAUUCCUCCUUGUUUUCCUCCAUGAUAGUUGCUUUUUUGACUAUCAGUUAUCGGCAAAAAUCGAUGCCGAUAGUUGCCAAUAGUUUUUUUUUUUAUUUCUCCAUGUUUCUUUGUGGCUGGCACGAGUAUAACAGCGGCUACUGCAGGUGAAAUCAAAACAAUCACAGACACCUCGUGGGGAUUUGCUGCAUCUAAAUCUUUCAUGGUUGAAAAUAUUCACCCAUAUUUGUAUCCUCACUUCAGUGCACAUUUUGUUAUUUGACUAGAUAAUGAAGUUUUUUUUACUUUAUUUAAGCCAGGGCAUGCAAAAAAAGAACUACAUGGAAAUGUGGCCCUUCAUCACAUACAUCGUAUCUCCAACAUCAUAUCUUAAUAAUAAUAAUAAUAAAAUAACUUAUUCCGCAUCAAACCUAAUCUGGUGAAAUAUACAUAUGCAAAACCCUUUACCUGGUGAAUAUAUAGACUAUUGAAAACAUAAUUUGGUGAUGCUGCAUUCCAUUCAACUUGGAAAGUCGGAUUUUCCAACUUCUUACUGGGAAAAUUUCAAUGGAACGCCACUUGAAGUCAUAUUUUCAACUCCGCAGGUGCGUGACGUCACACAAUCAUGUCGGCACCCAGGAAGAUAGACAAAAUAAGUGAUAAACAUUCACUUGCAAUAAUUAAUAUCGAUAACACGAAUUAUACACUCUUGAUAAUCGUACACCUGUUGCCAAACAACCGCUAAGCUAACGGGAGCGUUGCAGUUUUGUUUCCUUAAACGUCAAUUUCCAAGCGUCUGGCAGUGGAAUACAUUUAUGGUUGGAGAUCGGAGAUAUCAAGUAGGAAUAUUCUGCAUCCGCAGCAUUAAUAUAAAGUAUUGUAACAGGGCCAAGUCACCAUAAUUUCAAAAUAAGAGUCCCCAAUGUGUUUCAGGCAUGUUUAUCGUUAAAAGUCCCGUGUUAUGCACCAACUCUUUAAAUAUUCUGGUUAUUAUCGUACCCUCUUGUGUCUGUGCCCAUCAUAGUAAGGGUAAGACAAUUUUUAAUCAUUCUGUAAAUCUAUUUAAAAAAACGAUCUGGAUUUCCACCACCUUAGUUAUCGGUUGCCCUCUACUUUUUACUUUCUUAAAGGAAUAUUCCGGGUUUAAAACAAGUUGAGCUGAAUCGACAGCAAUUUUGGCAUAAUGUUAAUUACCACAAACAUUAUAUUAUUGUUUCUUUAACAAAAGCAAAAAUCAAAGUUACAUUGAGACACUUACAAUAGAAGUCAACGGGGUCAAUCGUUGGAGGGUUGAAAGACAGAAACGUGAAGCUCAAAGUCAAAAUUCAUCUUUUUAGUAAUCAACAUUAUGCCACAAAUGCUGUCGCUUGAGCUGAACCCGGAAUAUUCCUUUAAAACACAUCGUUAUUGUGCACAAAUCAUCUGUAAUAACUUGCUCUGCCUCUGAAACAACUUUCCUUUUCUGCAGAUGUCUCUAAGGUCGCUCAAAUUUCAACCAAUGAGUGUUGGUGGGAAUUGCUCCUUUUUAAGGAAGUAUAAUGGGAUGCAAAUGCCGUUUCAUGUUGACUUUAGCUUGUUCUCGGAGAAUAAUGGAUCAUUACUCUUGUGCAACUUGAUCUGGUACUCUAUAGUGAUUUAAAUAGUGCAAAAUGAACCCAAAUAUAAAGUGAGUUCUUAGUGAAGUCGUACCUGUCAGUAUAGAAAGAAUAGUUGGAGUUUUACUUAAAACAUUUAUAAUGAAAGGAUAAUUAUAUAAAGGAACGUUUGUUUUUUUAAAGUAACCAACAUCUAUGCAGCAGCUACCUCGUUUUUUGGAGGUUUGGAUUUUUGUGGAAUGAGGUGAGAAUUUGACCUAAAUCUAUUUUUUAUAUUUUUUUUUUAUCUACUUUAGAAAUUAUAAUUUUUGUAUGUAUAGCCACAUUCCGUUCGAUAUAGGGUUUUUUUUUUUGGGAUCGUUCCGAAAUCGAUCCAUUGGAAUAAUUCAAGAACUUGUUACGGAGAGAUUAAUAUAUCGUUGGUGUUCCUCAAUAAGUGGCCUUUUCUUUCGUUUUUUGAUGAAUUCUGUGUGCUCUCAUACAAUAAUCAGGGUUCCCACAGGCAUAGCAAACCUGGAAUUAUCAGGGAAUUUUAAAAACGGUGAUUUUCCAGGCCUGGAGAUUUCAAGGAUUUCAUUUGUUUCUAGCUAUGCUCUUCUCGAAAAUAUCUCAGCGGCUAGAAACUGGAGUGCAAUCUGAAUCAGUGGAUUUUUUAAAAUCCUGAUCAUGGAAAAUUCAUGGAAUUUCAUUGGUCAAAAGGUAUGGGAACCUUAAAUAUUUCAAGCUGAAGAUGUUUUGCAUGCUCACACCCGUAUGAAUAUACAGAAGGCUGCUUUAGAUUUGCAUUUGUUUUGUGUGAAGAGCUGAAGAGCGUCUCAUUAGAGUUUGAGAACAUCCAGGUCAUCAUCGGUGUGACCCGCACACAGUAUUUCCUCCUCUACAUUCACAUUAUUCCCUUUUGCAUCCAACAUUCCAUGCAAACAAACCAGCGGCCGCAGUAUUCGCAUUCAGAAACCUUUCUUGACCCGGUAGAAACUCUGAAUAGAAUCCGAAACUCUGCGUUCCAUCAUUUAUACUCCACUCUUGACCUCUUUUCCAUGUGUUUUGCAUUGUCAAAACUCUCAGCCAUAUUUAUCAUGCAGUGAAGCGAUGCAAAACUUUCUGUGUGAAGUUUAAAACGGCGCAAAUGUUUGUGUGUUAACGAGAAGAUGGUGGAAAUUGACAUUCCACGGAGGGAACGCUUCGGUCUCGGACCGGCCCGUGCACUUUGGCUUUUGUAUAUAUAUGAUAGAAUUUGCACAGCUUGUAACGGCAGAUUUAAAAAUGUAACAUAAUGAUGGUUAUAUUCAUCAUUAUUUUAGGAUUGUAAAGUACUGUAUAUGUAUUGAAUAGGAUUAAAGAAACUUUUACAUGUUGCAAGACCUGCAAUAUUUUUGGAACUCUAAAUAAUAUGCCGAGAGAUGUCUCUCGCCUGUUUAUGUUCGGCUAUGGAGACCGCAAAGCACGUAUUCAUGACUAAUUUUAGCUUCUUCUUUUUUUUACAUAACUUUGGACGUGGAGUAUUUGUGUGUCGUUUUAACAGGACACACAAGGUGCCUGAAGUGUAAACACAAGUGUACAUUUGUAGUAUGACUUUGACUGUAAAUACAGAGUGAAAUAAAUAAAUAAAUAAAUAAAUGUACAGGAA
Messenger RNA from Xyrauchen texanus (razorback sucker), 6539 nucleotides. RefSeq names its product major facilitator superfamily domain containing 14Ba (gene slc71a2a). Gene Ontology annotation, cellular component: membrane. Gene Ontology annotation, biological process: transmembrane transport. The transcript is spliced from 12 exons. NCBI's taxonomy places the organism in Eukaryota, Metazoa, Chordata, Actinopteri, Cypriniformes, Catostomidae. The record is from RefSeq and is a predicted model, not a curated record. The coding region runs from base 191 to 1696 and encodes 501 amino acids. Gene Ontology annotation, molecular function: transmembrane transporter activity.